Messenger RNA from Vigna umbellata (rice bean), 1114 nucleotides. NCBI's taxonomy places the organism in Eukaryota, Viridiplantae, Streptophyta, Magnoliopsida, Fabales, Fabaceae. The record is from RefSeq and is a predicted model, not a curated record.
UAACUCUUGCUUGAUUACUGUUUCAAAGUGCAAUCGCGUGAUGUCGAGGAUUUGUGUGAAGAAUCUUCUUAAACAUGUUGCGGAGGAUGAACUACGGGAAUUCUUUUCUGAGAAAGGAAUAAUCACUGACGUCAAGCUCAUGCGUACCAAAGAUGGUAAGGGUAGGCAAUUCGCGUUUAUAGGGUAUCGAACAGAAAAGGAAGCUCAUCAAGCCAUUCGAUAUUUCAAUAAUUCUUUCCUUCGCACAUCUAAAAUUACAUGUGAGGUAGCUCAAAAACUUGGGGACGAAAAUCUUCCUCGUCCAUGGAGUCGCCAUUCGAAGAAGAAAGACGACAAAGGGACUGUGCCGGAUGUGGGGAAACCUGCUAGAGCUAAGGGCUGGAAAGAAAAUUUGAAGAAUGGUGUGGAUGUUGAUGACCCACAGCUUCAGGAUUUUCUUCAGGUCAUGCAGCCUCGGGUUAACUCUAAGAUGUGGGCAAAUGAUACUUCCGGUUUGACCAGUGUUGGCAACAACAGAGCAGUCUCAAAUAAGGAUAAUGAAGGUGCAUCAGUUUCAACUGAUGACAGUGGCUCAUUGGAAGAUGGAUUUCUGGAUAUUUCCGAACCCAGUGGCAAGUCACAUGAGCUUGACCGUGAUGAGGUCAUUUCAGAUAUGGAUUAUUUCAAGAGUAGGGUGACAAAAGAGUGGUCUGAUUCUGAAAGUGGUCAUGAAGAUAAUCACGGCAAUGAUGAUAAUGAUGCCUCACUAAUGACAAUGAUGACAACGAUGAUAAUAGUAGUGUUAAUGAAGAUGGAAAAAGAAGUCAUCCAACAAUGUAGGGAUGCUCCACUAUACUUGGAGUGAGCUCCUUCCAAUAUUCUUAGCGAAAGUUCAACAUCAAAAAAUGAUGACAUGAAUGGUGCAAUUGGUGAAAAUGAUGCCAAGAGGCAGAUAUUGGAGCAAAACGUGGAAAGAAUAACAGAUGUUGAUAUUGAUCCAGACAGAGUAGAGGCUCGGUCCCUAUUUGUCAAGAACAUAAAUUUCAAGACAACAGAUGAAAAUCUGAGGAAACAUUUUAGUGAACUCAUGAAAGACGGAAGAAUUUUGAGUGUGAAGGUACUUUUUAAUUGCUAA